CCGAGUGGUGAGAACGUUUGUAUCGCAAGAUUUGAAAAUGGAAUUCAAACCCACUGAACACCAGCAUGUUCGCUACAACCCCCUCAAGGACGAAUGGAUUCUGGUCUCCCCGCAUCGCUGCCUUCGGCCUUGGAGCGGGCAGACCGAGCCGUCAGAGGAAAACCAGCCGCCAGACCCUAAGAACCCGUUAAAAGCUGGAGCACUUAGAGCUAAUGGACAGCGCAACCCAAUCUACACAUCGACAUACGUGUUCCCGAAUGACUUUCCCGCUCUGUUGGAGAAAGUCCCCGAGCCGCCUGUGUCGGAGCAUCCUUUGUUCCAAGCCGCUGCAGCAAAGGGGACUUGCAGGGUGAUGUGCUUCCAUCCGGAUUCAACGAUGACAGUGCCUCUCAUGUCGGUUGAUGAGAUACUGGCUGUAAUUGAAGAAUGUCGCGACAAGUUCCACAGCGGGCCUCACUUACACUAUGAGAAGAAGAAGGCUCAAGGUCAUACAAAGGACAAUGGAAAGGGCUAUGCACGGAGUUUCAAGCGAGUAAGAGAAACUAGAGUAACCGACAUAGCCCAAAGAAUUGCAAAACUUAAUGGCAGUGGACAGGGCACAUUGCUCGCAGAACAGAUGGCUGAUCGACGACGGCAUAAGUUGGAGCAGAUGGUGGAGUGCGGCUUAAAAAUGCUGCUGCGGAAGGUAUUCGGAUUGAUAAUAACACUUAUUUAUUACAGAACUCAGAUGGAAUAUUACACGAAGCACAGGAAGGCCAUGUUAGUGGAUUAUUUAGAGCAAGAAUUGGAAAAAAAGGAACGUAUAGUCAUAGAGAACAACCAUUGGGUGGCCUUGGUGCCUUACUGGGCAAUCUGGCCUUUUGAGACCAUGCUCCUACCGAAGACGGGAGCUCCACAACGUUUGACAGACUUAAGCAACGACCAGAAGAGAGAUUUGGCCGAAAUCAUGAAGUUAUUGAAUACGAAAUAUGAUAAUUUGUUUAACUGCAGUUUUCCUUACAGUAUGGGUUGGCAUGGAGCACCGACAGGCCCAAACACAGUUCCCGGCGACUCCCCACAUUGGUUAUUACAUGCUCUAUAUCUCCCGCCUUUGCUUCGUUCGGCUGCGGUGAAAAAAUUCAUGGUUGGCUACGAAAUGUUAGCCCAGUAUCAACGAGACUUAACGCCUGAACAGGCUGCUGCUCGACUGAGAGAAUGUGAUCAUUUAAUUCAUUAUACAGUUAAAAAGUAACUUCUUACAAAAAAAUAGUUUUUGUGGGUGAGAUUAUUGUGGGUUUUAAAAAUAGGGCUGUUAAUUGGUGAAUAUAGUUUAAAAGCAUUGCCAUAUUUUUUUGUUGAUCUUCUUUUACCCAAUUUUUUUUAUUUUGUAAAUGUUGUACAUUAAACAUGAAUUAAAAUUUA
Messenger RNA from Hyposmocoma kahamanoa, 1401 nucleotides. RefSeq names its product probable galactose-1-phosphate uridylyltransferase (gene Galt). The coding region runs from base 38 to 1231 and encodes 397 amino acids. Gene Ontology annotation, biological process: beta-D-galactose catabolic process via UDP-galactose, Leloir pathway. The transcript is spliced from 10 exons. Gene Ontology annotation, molecular function: zinc ion binding; UDP-glucose:hexose-1-phosphate uridylyltransferase activity. The record is from RefSeq and is a predicted model, not a curated record. Gene Ontology annotation, cellular component: cytoplasm. NCBI's taxonomy places the organism in Eukaryota, Metazoa, Arthropoda, Insecta, Lepidoptera, Cosmopterigidae.